CUCCAAGAGAAGUCCGUAGCCAUUUUAGCUCAAGCCGUUCUGGCGCAAGGAAGCCUCGCUUCCUUCAGGUGAGAAGGCGCAAUAAUUAGACCUGCUGACAGCAGGCGGGCGCGAAUCUGACCAGCAUGUCGAAGACUCUCCUGACUCUGCCAAGAAGACUUGGAUUGUUUUUCGAAUUUCCCACGCUUUGUAUCAUUAUCGUGACGUGACCAUGGUUGCACUUUCUUGGCCGCUGGCGGAUGCCCUGCGAGGCUGCGGGGGAUGGGGCCUGGGCGAGUUGGGGAAGCCACCUGCGGAAUCAGAGCAGUCGACGUCAUCAGAAAGUACCCUUCAGGAGAUUGAAGCGGAGGAGUCUCUGGGGUCCGCAGAGAACAGCGAGCCUGGCGAGGAUGCUGAGAGCCGUGCAGUUGGCGUUCUGAGGGUGAGUCCUGGACUGAGUCCAACAGUUCAUCCGCAGUCCCGAGCCCUGGUCUGGGACCCAGACCAGGCGUUUACCAGUCCAUCGGUCACCAGGCGCACAGCGGGACCCCUGAAAAAGGCCGACCGUUCUGUCUGAUCCACAUCGGGCCGCCCAAGACGGGGGCGACGUACGUCCAAAGGGUCCUGUAGGCGUACUGGGACAAACUCCUCGGAAUUAGUAUGAUGUACUACGUGCCGCCGGUGGAGAGACGUCAAGAACCAACGCAUCAUUUCCUUGCGCGUCCAAAUCCAGACGAUACUGCAAUGACAGCCUUCAAGGAUAAGCUCAGCGAGGCAGUGGCUAAAGGCCAGCAUGUGAUCGUCAGCUCCAAGGCGCUUUCUCUCAUGGGUCCAAAGCUAUCAUCGUGGCUGAAAUCUUUAUUUCCGAAGUUUAACAAGGUGAUGCUCACUCACCGACCAUUCCCCAGUCGGAUCUAGUCUCAGUACAAGCAGCACCUCGCCCAACACAACCCCCCCGCAAUCGGCGCAUCGUUCGCCGAGCACUGGGAGAAGCGUACCCGAUCAGGAAAAAAUGCACAGAUUGGUGUGGGCAUGUCACCAGCAAAUAGAUUCAAGCAUUUGGCCGUGACAGCGUUUUCGCAUUAGAUUUUCUGGGGGCACAGAACGACGGCGACAUUGUGAAUAUGCUGCUGUCUGCCGUUGGUUUACCGACCUUGGAGGAGCCGCUCGAACAAGUCCACCUCGGGCCAGGAUUGACUUCCGACCAGACUGUGCAUUGCCAAAUGUGGAACUUACUCGGGGAAUCCAUGCGUGAGCACCACCACUGCAAAUUGGAGGCGCCUCCGAGGCACGAGCUCACAUACAAGGUUGAUACGAUGGUCAAGCACCGCACCAUGCCGAAGAAGUGUUUGGACAUGGAGCUGAUGAAGAAAUACGCACUCAAAAUGGAUGCCAAUUUCCGAGCUGCGCUUGGAGCCCGCAUCGUGCACCUCCGCCCAAAUUUGUCAGAUAAUGAUACUAUACAUGUCAAGCAGAUCUGCGAGCUAGACCACCAGAUUGUCAGGAUGGACUGGAAGGAUUCGUUCGAGAAGCAGACCAAAGCUCUUUCGCGCAACUCAUGCCAGAAGCAGUAGGAGCGGUGACCAGAUCGAGUUGCACCUCAGGAGCGUCCGGUCGAGUGCAGCUGGAGGUGCCCCCAACAAAUCGGAAUGAGAAUUCAUAGAUGAAGUCUCAUUGUUUGAGCCGCCCCGACCUGUCACCGUCCCCCCUCCAGGUGUGGUCCGCAUGGCGGACUUUGACCCACUCCAGCCACCGCGCUGCGCUUUCCCGCCCGCCCGCCCAGGCGGGCUCAGGCGCGGCGCGAUACCGCCGCGCAUCGACGUCUGACUUCUGCGUGACGGGCCCUGCAUUUCCAGGGUUGUGCUGUUGCUGUGUUUUUUUUAUUCCUCUCUCUCUCUCUCUGUCUCUCUUUCUCUCUCUCUCUCUUUUUCUCUGUGUCUGUCUCUCUCUCUCUAUCUAUCUCUGUCCUCUCUCCCCUUUACGCUGUUCGUUGCUCCGUGUCUGUGUGAGGUACCACUGACCGUGCCGUCAGUGGGGGUGCAUGCACAGUGCGCGGUUGCCUCGCCGCGUUUUCCCUCCCCUCUUUGGGCGCUGGCGCUUCUCCUCCUCCUCCUCCUCGUCCUCCUCCUCCUCCUCCUGCUCCUCUCCUCCCUUCUACUCCUUCUCAGGCUGGUUGUGUGGCCCACGCAGUUUAGUUUAGGCCUCAGGCUUUGCCUCGCGGGACUCGUUACUUUUCCUUGCCCUGGCUCCUCAUCGCUUCACUGCUUGCCGACGUAUAACCAUGCAUUGGCUCGAGAACUCUGCUGCUCGGCGGCCAACGUUCAAUCCUCUGUCUCACGCUGUGGCGCAGAUCCGCUGUGGUGAUAUACGGCACCUGACGACGAGGCGGUCAGUUCUUCUGCGAAAC
Molecule: messenger RNA, 2386 nt
Organism: Prorocentrum cordatum
Lineage: Eukaryota; Dinophyceae; Prorocentrales; Prorocentraceae
Source: the annotation of a GenBank genome assembly